AUGCACAGGAAACUUCCUGCAACUUCACUGGAGGCGACUAAUGCUGUGUUGAUGCGGGGGAAAAGCCUGCAUGGCCCCUGUCCUGGCCAAAACGCCGGACGACCGCUCCCAGAAAGUCCGGCUGCCCAGCAUCAACAAACUGUUCCCGCGCCCGGACCAGCCAGCGGACCCCUUGUUCCAACCCGCACAGCACUACGUCCACAGCCCGCUCGUGCCUGCCGUGUACACGGGGCAGACGAUGUUCCCGCUGCCGCAGCCCGCUGGGCCGGCGGCCGUGGCCAUGAGUCUGUCCGAUUCGCAGGAGUCGGUGCUUUCGCCCGCGAGACGCAAGUCGCUCUCGCGCGACAGCCGUUUCAAAUGCGACCAGUGCCCCAAGUCGUACACAAGAAAACACAACCUGGUGUUCCACAAAUUGAGUGUGCAUGA
Molecule: messenger RNA, 426 nt
Organism: Ogataea haglerorum
Lineage: Eukaryota; Fungi; Ascomycota; Pichiomycetes; Pichiales; Pichiaceae
Exons: 2
Coding region: 1-426 (141 amino acids)
Source: RefSeq, a predicted model, not a curated record